Drepanopeziza brunnea f. sp. 'multigermtubi' MB_m1 is the source of this 2904-nucleotide messenger RNA. RefSeq lists its product as uncharacterized. Gene Ontology annotation, biological process: protein import into nucleus. Gene Ontology annotation, cellular component: cytoplasm. The record is from RefSeq and is a predicted model, not a curated record. Gene Ontology annotation, molecular function: small GTPase binding. Lineage: Eukaryota; Fungi; Ascomycota; Leotiomycetes; Helotiales; Drepanopezizaceae.
AUGGUCGCCAUGGUCUCGAAUGGCGUGGGGGCUUUCGCGCCCGUGUUGACGGCUAUGGCUACCAUGCGCGAUGGCCAAAGGGAGCAGAAAAAGGCAGCGCAUCACUAUUUGGAGACCUUUCAGAAAUCGGCGGAAGCAUGGCAGAUUACCAUCGGCAUCCUACAGUCUGAGGCAGAUGCAGAGGCUAAACUGUUCGCCGCGACAACUCUACGGGGCAAGAUUACCUACGAUGUCACGCAAAUACCGGCUGAGGCACUGCCCUCACUCCGAGACCAGAUCCUAGACCUCCUCAAGGUAUUUGCAACAGGGCCGCGUCCUAUUCGAGUCCAACUGUGUGUCUGUUUGGCUAUUUUGGCCAUACAAAUGACUGGUUGGAAGGAUGUGGUUCAAAUGGUUGUAUCCGUUCUGGGCAACACCCCGGAUAGCCACGCCUGUAUCCUGGAUUUCCUCAAGGUUCUCCCCGAAGAAGUCACCGAAGGACGAAAGAUCACUUUGACUGAAGAUGAGUUGCAACAGAGGACGCAGGAACUUUUGGGAGACAACGCCGGUAUAGUGGUUCAGCUUUUGAUCAACUACGCGCAGUCAUCAGCAACCGCCGCAACUAACCCGCAACUACUUGAAGUCAUAACAUCAUGGCUACGCGAAGUACCAGUCGCCGAUGUUGUAAACUCCCCUCUGCUGAAUGUCGCCUUCAGUGCCCUCGAUACCGACCAGUCUUUCGAGGCAGCAACAGAUUGUCUCUGCGCCAUCUUUAGGGAGACACGUGACGUUGACGAAUACCUCCAUUCCAUCCAGGUCCUCUUGCCGCGUGUAAUUGCUUUGCAGCCUCGGAUUGCACAGGCUCAGCAGCAGGAAGAUAUCGAAUCGUUUAAGGGAAUCACAAGAAUUUUCGCAGAAGCCGGAGAGGCCUGGGUUGUCCUCAUCGCGCGUGAUCCGUUGGUCUUCAGACCACUCGUUGAAGCCGUCCUGGAAUGCGCCGCCAGAGAUAUCGAUAGAGAUGCUAUCGCCCUUACUUUCAUAUUCUGGUACGAGUUGAAGCUAUAUCUUAUUCUAGAGAGGUAUAUAGAGGCUCGUAUGCAGUAUAUGGAUGUCUAUUCGAAGCUCGUAGAUGUCAUGCUAAAGCAGCUCGAAUUCCCGACGCCAGACGAUCCGAACUCACUUGACUCGUUUGAUGGUGACAAGGAAGCCGAGGAAAAAUACCGCGAAUUCCGACACCACAUGGGUGACGUCUUGAAGGACUGCUGCGAGAUUAUGGGUGUAACGGAGUGUCUGACCAAGGUCCUGGAGAGAAUCAAGGCUUGGAUGGGCUCGUACGCCGGAAUGGCAACUAACACUUCAGUACCUCACUGGCAACAACUCGAGGCACCCAUCUUUAGCAUGCGGGCUCUGGGAAGAAUGGUUGAUAAGGACGAGGAUAUCAUCCUCCCACAAAUCAUGCCUCUCAUCGUUCAAAUCCCACAUCACGAGAAGCUGCGCUUCGCAACCAUCAUGGUGAUUGGGCGCUACACAGAGUGGACCUCGAACCACCCCGAACUACUGGAAUCCCAGUUCACAUACAUCGUCUCGUCAUUCGAAACGGACUCGAAGGAGAUCGUUCGAGCUGCCGCGAUGGCGAUGAAGUUCUUCUGUACUGACUGUAAGCACUUGCUAGGUGGUCAGGUUGUCCAGCUUCAGAGUUUCUACAAUCAGACUCUGGGUAAGCUCCCUCUGAUCAGCCAAGAAGAGCUUACCGAAGGCGUCGCAUCGGUCGUAGCUGUCCAGCCUCCUGCACAGAUAUUCGACUACUUAAAGCUCUAUUGUGACCCGCUGAUGGCUAAGCUCAUGACUUUGGCCAAUCAGGCCACUGACGAUAAUGGGAAGUUGGCGGUUGCAGAUCAUGUUCAACUAAUCACUAUCUUUAUCCAAAUCGUUAAGCCAUAUGUAGAGCCUGGCCAACAAAAUCCAGCGGUCAAAUACUGCGAAGAGAUUUUCCCCAUUUUGUCGACGAUCAUGGACAGCUACAUGACCUUCACCCCAAUCUGCGAACGGAUCUGCCGGAACUGGCGAUUUAUGGUCAUUUCAUACCGUACCGCUAUCGCACCUCUCCUCCCGGCUAUGGCAGACAAGCUUGCGUCUGGUUUUGCUGCCUCGAAACAAGGAUGUUUCCUCUGGGCCACAAGUGCUAUUCUGCGCGAGUUCUCCGAAGACCGGGAACAUGUGUCCGAGCAGACAUCCGAGGCAAUUUACACAUUUUUCGAGGCCCAGUCAACUAACACACUCCGGAUGAUGAGCGAUCUGCUACCGCAUGAACUACCAGAUGUCAUCGAGGAUUUCUACCGCCUUCUUGUUGAUGCGCUGCUAUACUAUCCCCAGAAGAUGGUCCACUCCCAGCUCUUCGAGCCACUCUUUCAAGCCGCUGUUUCUGCUCUGGCUCUAGAGCAACGGGAUCCUCUCAGCGUGUGUCUGCACUAUAUCCGCGAUGUCAUCGGGUAUGGUGGCGAGAACCCACCCAGUUCGACCAAGAUUGUUAAUCCAGUCGAGAUUCAACAACUCGUCCAACAACUUCUCCUUGCAAAUGGCGAGCUUCUCGUCAAGCAUAUCUUGGCCGGCAUGAUGAUCACUUUCCCUGACGACUGCUUUUCCGACGGAAGCGGUGCUCUUCUUGGUCUUUUCGAGCUCAUGCCCGAGGCCACGACCACAUGGGUCGACAAGAAUCUCCGGAUGCUGCCUUCGGGAACCGUCAGCAGUCAGGAAAUUGAUCGUCUCAUGACUAACAUCCGUGCUAAAUUAACCGAAGGUCAAGAAGGUGUUCGCAAGGUUCGAAGUUUGUUACAGGAUUUUACGAACAACUAUCGCAGACGAUAUGUCGCUCCCCGAGACGGUCUUGGCAGACUCGAGCCAGACAGAUUUCACUUUAAUGCCUAA